Molecule: messenger RNA, 2514 nt
Organism: Mycosarcoma maydis (corn smut)
Lineage: Eukaryota; Fungi; Basidiomycota; Ustilaginomycetes; Ustilaginales
Exons: 1
Coding region: 1-2514 (837 amino acids)
Biological process (GO): proteolysis
Molecular function (GO): aspartic-type endopeptidase activity
Source: RefSeq, a predicted model, not a curated record
AUGCGACUCACUGACCCUACAGGUUCACGCCGAGCUCGCUCGCUGCAUGAUUCGUACGACGCUCGUCCCUUGCUGCCCCGUCAAGCGUCUUCAUCCGCCUCCUCUUCGACAAGAUCAUCAUCUGCGUCUGCCUCCACAUCUACAGCUCCCGACCCCGCCUUUACAUCAUCCACUACUCGCACAGCACCAGACGCUUCCUUGUCACCCUCCGCCUCCGCCUCCGCCUCUGCUUCUUUUCCUUCUUCUUCCUCGUCGUCGUUCUCCUCCCCCUCCUCCUCCACUUUUUCUGCUUCCUCCUCUUCCGCCGCAUACUCGCCAUCAGCGUCGUCCUACUCACCAGCUGCAUCCGGCUCGUUUGGCUCCAAUGGCGGCGGCGGUAUGAGCUCACCUGCCUCUGGUGACCUCAACAGCACCCGCAUCGUACUAGGUCGAGGCUUUGCCAACGGCCAGCUCGCCUACAGUGUUCCCAUCAACCUCGCUAACCAGCACAUCAAUGCACAGCUCGAUACGGGCAGUGGUGAUCUCUGGUUUGCCAAUCAGGACUGCGAUACCGAAUCGUGUCGAGGACACCAAGGUCUCACCGUCACCAAAUUCAACGACCACUCAGACUCGGUCGUCGACCAGGAUACCCCCUUCAACAUCAGCUACCUUCUCGGCUCCGCCUCUGGCCAGGUCAAGACUUCCUCGAUGCUCUUUGGCGAUCCCGUCACUUCGCGCAUCAUUGUCAACUCGCAGGGUUUUGGCUCGUGCAACCAGGUCUCGAACGAGGACAUGGAUUCAGGCAACUUUUCCGGCAUCAUCGGUCUCGGUCCCCCCGCCAACAGUCUCAUUCAGGCUGACCUCAACGCUACGAGUAACACCGCCUCCCUCAACGUCAACGUCCGCCCGCCUCAAACCGGCGCCGUCCUUGCUGGCUUUUGGUAUGGUGCGCGUCCCGGUCGCAGAUUCGUUGGCAUCGGUCUACAGCGCCUCGAGGAAGACGGUGGCAAGGGCGACAGCGUUUUGACCGUAGGCAACCAUGAUCCAGCUUACGCCGGCAGCGCCAAUCCUACGCUGAACUACACCAAUGCCGUUGGCGAUGCAGACGGCGUCGUGCGUCAUUGGCGUGUCACCCUCACCAGUAUCACAGUCGAGAUGCAACACGGCGUGACCGAACCCAUCCCCAUUGGCACCUCGAGUGUCAUUGCCGGCUCAAAUCCGAUUGCCGUCUUUGACUCGGGCGCCAGCGUCAAUCUAGGCCCAGAAAGUACCCUCAAUGCCAUGUAUGGUGCUUGGGGCAUCGGUCCUGCCUCGGAUGGUGGCUACUAUGUGCCCUGCAACCUUCAACUCAACAUCACCCUUGGACUCGGCGACAUCUCGAUUCCCAUCCACCCGCUCGACGCCAGCCUUCCAACCGGAUCAGGCAACGGGCCGUCUGGGGAUGACUCGGUGUGUCUCGGCUCUUUCCAGGCGCUUCGUUCGCUCUCAGGCGCCUCGAACGGUGCCAACCUGAACGCCAGCUUCCUCCCCGCCGAUUUUGUCCUCUCGCCUGCUUUCAUGCGAAGCGCAUACACCGUCUUCUCGUGCGACGGCGGACUCAACGCCAGCCAGGCGCAGGCCAACAACAUGACGAUCAACAGUCCAUGCGACGCCGCCGUCGGCCUUCGUCCGCUCGUCAACAUGACCGCCGCCACCCAGCAGUUCACCGCGGUGCGCAUCAAAAAGCAAACGUUGGGUCAGUCGGGUUUGCACGGCGGCCAUACCGGCUCGCGCUCAGGCGACAGCAAGGGCCUCUCAGAGGGGAUCAAGGUCGUCAUUGGCUGUGUUUGCGCUAUCGUUGUCAUCGGUGUGCUGUUUGGCGUUGCUCUGUGGCGUCUGCGCCGUCGACGUCGUCGCAUCGCCGCCGCCCGCGUCGCACUUCUCGCUGCGCAGGCCGAAAAGUCAGGAGGCGUUGGCACUGUCUCGUGCGGCACCAACGGCCACACCAAAAAGCACAGUAACCCUUACAGCGUGAUGAAGAUCGACGGCCUCACUGUGCCUUUGGAGCUGCUCGGCAAAGACGACGACAGCAGCAGUAACGUAGCCCUCUCGCCCGCUCAGCGUGCCAAGGCGCGCCAGCUGCAUCACAUGCACGGCGUCUUUGAUGACGACCUGCACGACGACGAAGCCGGCCGUGGCGAGGAUCCGCGUUGGGGAGAGGAAGCGCCCGUCAACCCGCAGAAUCUGCACGCUGCCGGUUUGUUGAGCUGGGACGUGUCUUCGACUGGCUAUGUCGAUGCUCGCCAAGUCAAGAACGCCUACCUGGCCUCGCUCACUGCGGAAGAGCGCAAGGCGUUCCUGGAAGCAUCCGCCAAACGAGAGCAGUCCGACUUGGCUCGCAGUGCACCCAGUCACGAUGAGCAAAGCGUACAGAACUCGCCAACCCAGUACGACACACACUCUGAGUCCGGAUACAGCGCGCAACACUACGAAAAUCGCGACAGUGCGCGCGCCGCCUCGGAUGCACCUCUGUUGCAACACGAUGACCUGCGUUGA